Molecule: messenger RNA, 2132 nt
Organism: Glycine soja
Lineage: Eukaryota; Viridiplantae; Streptophyta; Magnoliopsida; Fabales; Fabaceae
Product: protein MAIN-LIKE 1-like
Exons: 6
Coding region: 1-1218 (405 amino acids)
Biological process (GO): meristem development; meristem maintenance
Source: RefSeq, a predicted model, not a curated record
AUGUCUUCAUUUGGAAGCGUUAAUGGCCGUAGGAUAGACGACAUGAGUGAUGUGUGGUGGCUGAGGUUGAAGACGAAGGUACUUCCGCGAGAAGAACCUUCUUCUGCGCGUGUGGAAGGGGAAGUUGGAUAUUGUAGCAGAAGAAGGGGUUCUUCCACGGGAUCCUGUGGAAGAAAGGUAAGAAGGCUUUUCCGCGGGUUCCGGCGGAAGAAGGCGAAGAAGGUUCUUCCGCUAGGUCCAGCGGAAGAAGGUUCUGCAAAUUCUUCUAUAGGAUCCAGCGGAAGAACCUGCGGAACCUUCUUCCGCAGAACACAAGGUUUAGGUCAUGCGUUAGGAGCUGGUAGAGGUAGAGGCAUUAGUGAGGAUGCGCAUGAGGCUGAUGUUCCUCUGCGUCGUAGACCUACUGCUUCAACACAUAGGCAACGGACAGAGGGAGUGGCUACUGAUGGGAGCUUGGGGUCACCUGCUGCAGAUGAGGGUUUCCCCGGUGGACCACGUGACCCAUCGAUUUUGACCGAUUUUGCUGAGCAUGUCGCACACAGCAUCUGGAGUAAACAGGAACGACCCGAUCUGAAGUUGGUCUCCCACGGUAGAAAAGUAUAUAAAAUUGGGAGACCAACGCCUGAGAUCAAAGGGUUGAUUGUUGGCACCGGAUUGAGUCCACUGAUCAGGUAUUCUGUUAUCACCACUGAUCCUAGACUCAUAUCCGCCUUCGUCAAGAGGUGGCAUCGCGAGACUAGCACGUUCCACCUGCCAGUAGGCGAGUUGACGAUCACAUUGGAUGACGUGGCGUCACUCCUACACCUUCCCAUCACUGGCGCGCUGCAUACGUUCGAGCCGCUUGUUACUUCAGACGCGAUUGGUCUACUGACGGAGCUUCUUGAGGUCAGUCAUGAGGAGGCUAUAUUUGAGACCCGACAGGCUGGUGGGCCUCAUGUCCGGUUGGGGUGGCUUCGAGACUUGUAUGAGAGCCAGUGCAGGGCCAGACGAUGGGUUGUAGUAGCCCGCACAUAUCUGCUCCACUUGGUGGGUUGUACUCUUUUCGCCAACAAGAGUUCAACCCAUGUACAUGUCGUGCACUUGGAGGCUUUCAGGGACCUAGCCCAGGCAGGGGGAUUCGCCUGGGGAGAGGCUGCAUUAGUCCACAUGUACGAGCAUCUGAACAACGCGUCGCAGGCCUCUACACGGCAGCUGGGCGGUUAUAUUACACUUCUCUAGUGCUGGAUAUACGAGCACUUUCCUACAGUGCAUACAUCCGUCGUUCAUGAUGCUUAUGAUGAGAGGAGCCCACGGGCCUGUAGGUGGCUUACGGGUAAGGCUCAUAUGACGGGGAUCAAGGGAGCCCCGUAUCGGAGACGUUUGGAUGCCCUGACUGUGACUGACGUGUGCUGGAUGCCCUAUGGUGAACACCGGGGAGUCAAGGCCUUUGACUUGAUAUCGUCGUACACCGGCCAGCUCAGAUGGGGUCAGAUUGUGGUGCACGUUCAACCUGAGUGGGUUCUUUGACAGUUUGGCUACCUUCAGACGGUCCCUCCGCCACUGGUUUGUGAUUCUUUGACGGGUGAUGAUAUAGAUGAUCGGUGGCUGCAUUUUUCAGACCAUUUGGUGCCUUCAGGGGAGUUCUGUGUAGUUCCUGGACAGGUAGCGCCAGACUACAUGGAGUGGUUUUUCGGAUAUCGUACCCAUUCAUCACGCGGACCGAGGAGACUGCUGCGUCGAGACAUCCACCUCCUCCUCAUCAUGAGGAGUUCGUCGAGCCACCCAUCCUCGAGGUUUCAGUCGCGACCGAUCUCCCUACGCAUUUAGUGGUUCACUGCGAAGGAUGUCAGGGGAUGGCUCAGGAUUUAGGAGCGAUUGUUGAGGAUUUGGAGCGGGUCAUCAACCUCAUGAUGGUCACUGAGGGCACUGACUUACAUGACAUCAUGACUCGUUGUCUGAGGAGAGCUAGAGGUGAUGCCGCAGAUGGAAGUCUUAGGCCGUGCCAGAGACGCCACAUAGAUUAGGAUUUAUAUUUUUAUUGUACUUAAAUUAUUAAUUUUUGUAUUUGUUUAUGUAUGUCAUAAAACACAUUUACUUACAUCAUUUAUGAUUUAUGUUUGUCUCUCUAUAAAUAUAUGGUUUGAAAUUUAAAU